Messenger RNA from Salmo salar (Atlantic salmon), 711 nucleotides. Lineage: Eukaryota; Metazoa; Chordata; Actinopteri; Salmoniformes; Salmonidae. The record is from RefSeq and is a predicted model, not a curated record.
AUGCCCCUGAAGCCAACACCUUGUGCUUAUUAUGGGGAGCACAUGGAGUGGAGAGCGCCGAAGUACGAAGAGGUACGCAAAAUCUCACCCAUGCGCACAAGCCCUCAGGUGCGUGUAUCCAGUCUGGCUCCUCCAAAGCCAGCACCGCGCACCACGUUUCCCGAGCGGCAGCCUAGUCCAGCUCGACCUAUUCCGGCUCCCCGCACAAGCCUACAGGUGAGUGUCUCCAGUCUGACUCCCCCGAAGCCAGCACUGCACACCAGGCUUCCCGAGCGGCAGCCCAGCCCAACUCGUCCUACUCUUGCCCCUAGCACUAGCCCUGAGGUACGUGGGCCUAGUCCGGCGUCCCCUACGCCAGCCCCACGUACCAGGCCUUCAGUGCACGCACCUCGCCCAGAUGGCACAGCGACAGCGUCUCGCCCAGAGUGCCCAGCGACAGCGCCUAACCCAGAGUGGCAGACAACAGCGUCUCAGUCAGAGAGCCCGACGACAGUGCCUCAGCCCGAGUGUCCGGCACCUAUGCCCGAGAGAGAAUUGGCCCACAGUCCACGGCCAGAGUCACACGACAGUCCAGUGCAACCAGAGUCGCCCGUAGCGAGGGUCCCAAGUCCGAGGUCGACAAAGAGGGACCUCGCCCCAGAGUCUGCCAAGAAGAGGGGUGAGCAAGUGGCGGAGCGAGGAAUACGUCCCGCUCCAGAGCCACCUCCGUAG